AUGUUGUAUCGCCCGCGACUAUCGAAUGGCAAGUACAUUUCACUCUCUUGGCCGAUAGCUGCCUAUCGCUUGUUGAACAAUAUUUGUUGGCCACUUCGUGAUGACGCAAAUCUGCUGGAAUGGCUAUUCGACCGCUUCUGUUGGGUGCUGUGCUUCAUCAUAUUCAUACAACACAACGAUGCCGAGCUGCGUUACAUGAUUGUUAAUAAAAAUAAUUUGGAUCUAAUGCUAAUAUGUGGGCCGACUUAUCUGAUUUUGAUUGAGAUACAUAUUCGUGCGUUUCAGUUGGGCUUAAAUAAGGAAGGAUUCAAGCGUUUCCUACAAAGAUUUUAUGCUGAAAUCUACAUAGACAAGCCUACUCAUCCCAAACACCAUGCGAAAAUACAGCAACGUUUGCGUCCCAUCUGGUUUUAUUCCGCUUUAUAUUUUACCACUUUGUUUUCCUAUGUUAUCAUACCGUUAACAAAUUUUUUGAAUGAUAUCAAGGCGCCACUUUACAAAAUGUAUUAUCCUUUCGACAUCACACCCUAUCCUAUAUAUAUCGCCGUUAUACUUUCGAAUAUUUGGGUUGGCUACACUGUGAUCUCAAUGAUUGUUGGUGAGGAUAAUAUAAUCUCCGAAGUGCUGCUACAUUUAAAUGGACGUUUCGUGUUGUUACAACAAAAAUUGCAAGAAGAUACAGAGCGUUUGCUGCACGAGGCGGAUGGUAAAAAUAUUGCCGACGAGCUUAGUCGCCAUAUUGUUGAGGCUACGCGCGAGAAUGUGCGCUUGUAUAAAUUCUGUGAAGAUUUGGAGCGUGAAUUCUCAUUUCGUAUUUUCAUCAAUUUAUCCUUUAGUGCUGCGCUGUUAUGUGUGUUGGGCUUCAAGGUGUUUACGAAUCCGAUGGGCAGUUUUGGUUUCAUAUUAUGGAUCUGUGCAAAAAUAUUGGAAAUGUUAUUGAUUGGCCAGUUGGGUUCAACGUUGAUUGCUACGACUAAUCAAAUAAGUUCCGCUUUUUACGAAUCCAAUUGGGAGCGGGUCAUACAAAAGUCCACCGAUUCGUAUGCAAAUGUGCGUCUCAUGAAGUUGCUGCUUUUGGCAAUUGGCACCAGCCAGAAACCAUUUGUUUUGACUGGUUUCAAAUAUUUUAGUGUUUCUUUGACGGCUGUAUUGAAGAUAUUACAAGGAGCUGGUUCAUAUUUCACGUUUUUGACUUCAAUGCGUUAA
Molecule: messenger RNA, 1206 nt
Organism: Anastrepha obliqua
Lineage: Eukaryota; Metazoa; Arthropoda; Insecta; Diptera; Tephritidae
Gene: Or74a
Product: odorant receptor 74a
Exons: 5
Coding region: 1-1206 (401 amino acids)
Biological process (GO): sensory perception of smell; detection of chemical stimulus involved in sensory perception of smell
Cellular component (GO): plasma membrane
Molecular function (GO): olfactory receptor activity; odorant binding
Source: RefSeq, a predicted model, not a curated record